UAUUUAAAAAAAAAAAAUUAGGCAUUAAUUCGCGAACUCCGUUGAUUGUAUAAGCAAACAUUUAUUUUGCUAUUUGAUUUUAUUUGUAUAUAAAAUCUGUCGUCAUGGCUGGUGAUGAAGAAGUCGCGCGGAUCAAGCGAUUGAAACGUAGUUGCGAAGUCAAACGCAUGAAUUACAUGAACAAAAUACGUGCAGUUCAUAGUGUGGCUGUUCGGACUGCGGAGGAUACGUCGGUAGUACCUCAGCUAUUGGUGAUGGUUGAAUCCCUUGAUCAAUUGUUGUCGUCGUUUACCAUCGAAGAUGAAGCGUUGUUGGGUCAUUUGUUGGAUUUAGAGCUUGACAAUGAAUAUCCUGAUAAGGAAGGCGUCGAGAUGUUCGAGUUGGUCUCCUUUGCCAAGGCAACCGCUCAUCGUUUUAUGCAAUACUGUCCCGAUCAAACGAUAGUGUCUACACACGGCGGUUCACAGGGGUCAUUGAACGAGGUCGGCCGGAAUGUCCCGAAGUCGGACGAACAAGUGAUUACCGACAAUGUGACCAUAGAUGUGAGCCCAGGAGCCAUCCAAUCAAAUAAUGCGGGUUCUCUGCGAUCCAAUAGCGUCCAAGUGAUCAAGCCUGCCCGCCUACCUGAAAUCCCGUUGCCCACGUUCGAGGGUGACAUUUAUGAAUGGAUUACAUUUCGCGAUCGUUUUACAACAUCGGUGGAUCGUCGAGAACAUUUAUCCGAUAUUGAUAAGUUUUAUUACUUGGUGGGAUGUUGCAAAGGGGCAGCUCGAGACGCUAUCCGAGGUAUUCCGGUAUCAGACCACAAUUACAAGUUGGCGUGGUCCACUCUCGAGGAAAGAUUUAACAAACCCCGUCUGGUUGCAUGCUCAUUAAUUGAAAAACUGUUAAAUGCACAGCGAGCGUCUUCAGAAAGUUUAGUCGAGUUGAACAAAUUGUUAGUAGUGUUCGACGAAGGUGUGUCGCUACUCGAGUCCCUGAAUAUACCUAACUUAGGCGACUUCAUAUUAUUCUCCAUUGCUUCACGGUGUUUGCCCAUCUACAGCAUUAAGUUAUUCGAAGCCCAAUUAGCCAACGACCCUCGUCUUCAGCGUUUAUAUUGCGAUUUCAUGUCUGAAUACUUGACCUUGGGACACAUGUCUUCAGCCAAGUCCGAAGGGGAUUACUUUAUCCCACACCAUGCCGUCUACCGUCCCGCCGAUAUCGACCCGAAGAUACGCGUAGUGUUCGAUGCUUCCGCGACGUCGUAUUCGGGCGUUUCCUUGAAUGAUUGUUUGCUUCCGGGACCGAAGCUACAGCGCGAUGUUGUGGACGUCCUAUUAUUGUAUCGGGUUCACCGUUUCGCCUUCACAACCGAUAUCAGCAAAAUGUAUCGUCAGGUGUCUGUGACUCCGUUGCACCGACGGUAUCAACAUAUUUUGUGGAGGUCGUCGCCUGAACAAAUGUUGCAAGCCUAUGAGCUCAAUACUGUGACUUAUGGGGUCAACUGUGCUCCCUACCUCGCGAUCAAAGUGCUGCGAUCCAUUGCUGAGCAGGAUUGUAAUGGUUUUCCGUUCCUAAAGGAGCUUUAUUGUUAUCAGACCUACGUGGAUGAUAUCUGGCGCGGGUCGUGACACGUUGGACGAGCCCUUUCUCUGCAAGAUGGGCUCAUUCAAGUUUUACAUUGUGCUGGUAUGGAUUUGAAGAAAUGGGCCAGUAACACGUCCUCCAUACUUGAUAAGGUUCCCUCGGAGGACAGAACAUGCGAACCUUUGUCGCUCGAUGAUUCCGUUGGCACAGGAACGAAAGUAUUAGGAUUACAAUGGUCUCAUCAAGAUGACACGUUUAUGUAUACCUUUCAACCCGAACGACACAUCUCCACGAAACGCGGUAUGUUGUCAUUGAUAGCGCGAAUGUUCGAUCCGCUUGGACUCCUAUCGCCUGUCACCUUUUUCGCCAAAACAUUAAUGCAACAGGUGUGGAAAGCCGGGCUUUCAUGGGAUGAGCAGCUGCCUCAAGAUAUUGCGGAGCUUUGGCGCAGUUUCGUUACGGACUUAUCCAAUU
Messenger RNA from Acyrthosiphon pisum (pea aphid), 2043 nucleotides. RefSeq lists its product as uncharacterized. Bases 105 to 1613 code for a protein of 502 amino acids. NCBI's taxonomy places the organism in Eukaryota, Metazoa, Arthropoda, Insecta, Hemiptera, Aphididae. The record is from RefSeq and is a predicted model, not a curated record. The transcript is spliced from 2 exons.